GCAAAUCAGACGGGCUAAGAGGAUGGGUUCCAAUAUAACGGACCUCCGGUUGGUGCUAAUUUGCUCUAGAGUUUCAGCCCCUCGAUCUGAAAUCUAACGCUUGGAUCAUCAUCAUCAUCAUCUACCUCAGAGCACUUCACAUUUCUUGGCUACCCUACCACUGUAACAGUAAGGUCAUUCUGUAAUUUCAAACAAAAAGUUUAUAACUUCAUUUGCGCCAAAUCCCUAGUCAAACUCCUCCGAGCACAAUUGCAAUCGCAAUUUGCAUCCUACACGCCUAAAGACGAUGGCGCCACCGGCAACCACACGGUGGCGCGCAAUCGUAUCAAUCACCGUGAUGAUGCUGUUGAUCUCACCCUCGAUGGCCAUCUACUGCGACGAAGACGAUUGCUACGAUCUCCUCGGAGUACCGCAGAGUGCAACACAAUCGGAGAUCAAGAAAGCUUACUACAAACUGUCAUUGAAAUUCCAUCCAGAUAAGAACCCGGAUCCGGAAUCAAAGAAGCAAUUUGUUAAGAUUGCCAAUGCUUAUGAGAUUUUGAAAGAUGAAUCCACGAGGGAGCAAUAUGAUUACGCAAUCGCUCAUCCGGAAGAGGUAUUUUACAACACAGCUCGGUACUAUCAUGCAUAUUAUGGUCAUAAGACGGAUGCUCGUGCUGUGCUGGUUGGCCUUCUCCUGAUUAUGUCUGCAUUUCAAUAUCUGAAUCAGUGGACAAGAUAUCAUCAGGCUAUUGACAUGGUCAAGAAAACCCCUGCUUACAAAAAUAGAUUACGAGCUCUUGAACUUGAACGAAGUGGAGGAGCAACAAGCAAGAAGAAAGGUCACAAGCAGUUGGAUAAAAAAGUGGAUGAAGAUCUUAGCAAAGAACUGGAAUUGCAAAUAAAAGGAGCUGAGAAGCCAUCUGUAUGGGAACUGCUUGGCGUUCGUUUUAUUCUUCUACCUUACACUAUUGGCAAGUUAUUAUUGUGGACUAGUUGUUGGUUUUGGAGAUACAAGGUAAAACAAGUACCUUACUCUUGGGAGGAUGCCUCUUACCUGACGCAAAGAUCACUCAGGGUUCCUGUUGAUGCAUGGAAACACAUCGAUGAAUCAACAAAAGAAGACCUUAUUCGGAGAUGUUUAUGGAAGAAACCCAACUUGGAGAACUACAUGUCAGAAAUUCGAAAAGAAUCGAAACGCCGGAGAUAGGCUGUGCUAAGAUUUGCCCCACAGCCUUGUGCUUUUGACCUGCAACAAUUUCCAGUAAAAUUCAACCACCAUGUUACCAUUUUUAGAAAACGAGUUAUAGAUAUCAGCGAGUCAGUUACAAUUUACAAGUUACAACAACCAUACUAUACAAUCACUUACUGCCUCAAAGUUGAAACCAUUUAUACCAGUUGAGCCUCAUUGUGACUGUCUUGAAAGAUGCACAAUUUUGACCCCUGCCACGAGGUAAUUUCUGUUCAGAUACAUUUUAUCUCUCUUCUGGAUAUCAUUCAAGAAUCUCUUGUUCUCAAGUUAGUACUCGGUGCAUUAAAAAAUACUGUAUGCAUUUUAUUAAGUUAUGAGUUAAAUAUCCUGCUGAUAAUUCAACUACAGAAAUAAAGUAAUCAUCUUCAUUUA
Benincasa hispida (wax gourd) is the source of this 1603-nucleotide messenger RNA. Its product is annotated as Chaperone DnaJ-domain superfamily protein. The record is from RefSeq and is a predicted model, not a curated record. Gene Ontology annotation, biological process: protein folding. Lineage: Eukaryota; Viridiplantae; Streptophyta; Magnoliopsida; Cucurbitales; Cucurbitaceae. Gene Ontology annotation, cellular component: endoplasmic reticulum membrane.